This is a messenger RNA of Periophthalmus magnuspinnatus, 5216 nucleotides long. RefSeq names its product Cdk5 and Abl enzyme substrate 2b (gene cables2b). Gene Ontology annotation, biological process: regulation of cell cycle. The transcript is spliced from 10 exons. Lineage: Eukaryota; Metazoa; Chordata; Actinopteri; Gobiiformes; Gobiidae. The record is from RefSeq and is a predicted model, not a curated record. Bases 93 to 1655 code for a protein of 520 amino acids.
AAAGGGAUUUGACAGCGGCUGGUCCGUCUGGUCCCGGAGCUGCUCUCAUCUGCUAGCUUUACUCCCUCUGUGCGACCGGGGGGGACAAAGCCAUGGCUGCGGCGGUAACCUGCGAGCAGCCGGCUCCUGUGUGCUCUAAAAAGGCGCUUUGUUCCCGGGAGCAGAGCCGAAGAAACCGGGAGAACUCCAAACGCAGGCAAGCCGCUCUUCUAUUUCUCAGCAAUAUCUCUCUGGAUGGACGGCCCGUGCAGAGUAACCCUCCCCGCAUAGAGAGCGACAUCCCCGGUGUCAGCGUGUGCCCGGAUGCCGUCGCGAACAACAACAACACAAGCUACGGGACUUUUACGAACAAUUUAGCUAGUUCCGACGUGCCCAGAGUUCUAACCGUACCGCCUAUCCUGGUGCUACCGUCGGACUCUGCGGGUGUGAGCGGUGCCGAGGUGCUGCUGAGUCGUCGGCGAGGAUCGUUCCCUUCGCCCGGGGACUCUAACCUCCUGUCGCCGCUGUCGCCUUCCCCGUCCAACGCCAGCCUGCUGCCCUCGCCUCUGGGACCGCGGAAGUCCUCCACGCUGCUGUCGGUCCACAGUUGUAACUCCGUGUCCUCCUCGGAGCCUCGGCAAAGGAUGAGGAACCUGUCCGGAGGCUCUCCCAGACCCCGUCACACCAAGAAGACCCACUUCAUCAAAAACAUGAGGCAGUACGACACCAGGGGAAGCCGGAUAGUCCUGAUUUGUGCCAAGAGGUCUCUGUGUGCUGCCUUCUCCAUCAUGCCCUACGGAGAGAGCUUCUACCUCAGUGACCCCACCCUGAACCACCCGCGGAGGAGACACUCAUCGGGAAACAUCUCCACCCUGGAGAUGCUGCCUGGGCUGGAAGGCUUCCACCUGGACACAUACGGCAGGUCCGUAUCGUAUGCCCAGUUCCUGUACCCCACUAAUGCCCUGGUACGACAGAAACCCUCCUCCACACUGGAGCUGAGCCAGACCCUGCAGCUCCCUGUGUCCAGGAGCGCCCACAGUAUAGCCCCUAACCGCAGCCGCCAGCCCAGCCAAAGCCACCCGCCCAGCCGCAUCAACAGCACUGUCGGACUGGAUUUGGGUGUGGAUGACUUCUGUGACUACGACCCAAACCUCCUCAGCGACCCCCAGUGGCCUUGUGGGAAACAUAAAAGAGUGCUCAUAUUUGCUUCCUACAUGACGACUGUCAUAGACUACGUGAAGCCGUCCGAUCUGAAGAGGGACAUGAAUGAGACGUUUAAGGAGAAGUUCCCUCACAUCAAACUCACUCUCAGUAAAAUACGCAGUCUGAAGAGGGAGAUGCGAGCCUUUGGAGAGGACUGUGGGCUACAGCCAGUCACCAUCGCCAUGGCCUUUGUGUACUUUGAGAAACUGGUGCUCCAGGGUCGACUCAACAAGCAAAACAGGAAAUUGGUUUCAGCAGCCUGCCUCCUAUUGGCUGCAAAGAUCAGCAGUGACCUUAAGAAACAGGAAGUCAAGCACCUCAUAGACAAGUUAGAGGAGCGGUUCCGAAUUAGUCGUCGGGAGCUGAUCUCGUUCGAGUUCACUAUCCUGGUGGCCCUGGAGAUGGCGCUGUACCUCCCUGAGAGCAAAGUCCUGCCCCACUACAGACGUCUGGUCCAACAGCAGCCUCUAUAGCAGCAAGUCCUCUGCACCACACUGUACUGAUACUCUGCAGUGACAUCACACUGGGCUCUUGUAUCUCUAUGGAGGAAUGUUUAGCAGUUACCAUGGAAAUGCAAUGAACACAUUAGCAAACACUGAAAACAAAAAUACAAAAUGGGUUUAAACAACCCAUGAUCAAUCCAACCAUUCAUGGUCCUGUUUUGGUUUGAUUUUCAACAAAAAGUGAGAGCAAAACUGUUAGCUAAUGCUUAUGCUAGCUUGGGACUGUAAUGCUAUAUGCAAAAGACUUGUUUAAGGGCACAAAUCAUCUCACCUGUUGUAGUUCCAAGUAUGUCAGCUCCUUCUAGUCAGACUGUGUUAAAAUAAAGAACACAUUAAAGUCUGACAGAGCUUCGGACAGAGCAGUGCCUGCUGUUAGCAUCACACUUCCACGGAUGUUUAUGGCAUCAGAUGCAAAGUGUCAAUAAGGACAGCACAUCCAUACGAGUUAAAAUGGCUGGGAUUCAAAACAUUAAGCUUGGUUUAAGUAGAUUGAUAUAGUUAGUUGUCUGUGCCAGUGCGUAUAACAGGUUUUCAUGUUUUUCUAAUUACUACUCGUUUUUCCAAUUUUAAUACAACUAACGUGUCAAUGAGGUAAAAAAUCAACUUUAAUGCAAAAUAAUAAUAAUCUAACUUUACAGAUUGCAGCAAGAAACUCUGCCCACAACCACAUUUCAAAUAGAUAUGCUAAACUUUGCAGUACCUGGAGGACUAAACAAAAUGGGUGAGGUCUGGAGGUAUAAGGAGCAGUGUGACUGGUCUAACACGUAUCCACACUUCAAACUCCACCUCUGCAGCUAAGUGUUUGUAAUCAGAAACACCUGCGUGAUGUCACAUAGUACUUUUUACAAAUUACAGAGGCAGCACACACUUGGUUUUAGACAUUAGAUUUCAGAUUUAAAACACCAUGUGCACAGUUUAGUAGCAAAUGAAGGUUAAUACUUUCACAAUCUGAAUUCCAGUUGUUUUAACAUGUGUAGUUAUUCUGUAGCACAAUCUUUUUAUUUUUUUUUAAUGUGAUGGGGCAAUCUAAAAUAAUGAUUUUAACAUUUCGAUGACAGCACUGUGACGUCCCAUAGAGGAUCCUAACCAGCCAUUCAGUUCCCUAUGCACCUUAAAACAAUAUGACAUCAAUACAUAGACCUACACAUCGUAUAUUAGACACUCCUAUUUCUAUCAUGAUUAGCACUAGCAACAGUUUGUGCUGUUGAGGACAAAACUAAAUAAUGAAAAUGAAAAGCACUAAAAUGAAAAAUAUUACCUGAUGAGUACAUUUAGAAAUAUACUUUGACUAUGCUUGAGUACAUUUUGCUAAAGUUUUACAAUAUGUGUUUUUUUCUGUUGUACCGUAUGCAAAAAUAUCAAAAAUCAUAUACGAAACGAUGCUAAAACUAAUAUUGAAGCUAGAUAGUCAUUGGAAAAAGUAUUGAUACUAAAAAAGUCACAUUCACAGGACAGAAAUGAACCUUUCCUGAAUAGUAUAAGACCAAAAUGACUAUCACAACCUUUGGAGCUUUAUUAAUAAUUGGCAAAGGUGUAUGAGUGUCAAUGGUGAGUAAUGCCAUUUUCUCCUGUAAAAGUGAAAGAGCUGCUACAUUUUAUUUACAAAUAUGCAAGUCUGCUAAAUAUUUAGUGUGUGUCUGACAUCUAAAACAAGAAAUAAGACUGUGUGUGUUGAUGAAAAACAUAUUGUAGGGUGAAAACAACAGCUCCAUGGUAAAAAUUAGGCCAACAAAAGGCAAAAAAACACAUUUUGUCUGUUAAGCUGCCCGUAGUUGUGCCCGUAGACUGUAUAUAUAAAUGGACAUAGCUAACCUGCUAGCUGCCACGUUACAAAUAGGAAGUGAUAUAUUAUACAGUCUAUGGUUCUACUUCGAUACCACUCAGUCGGGAUGUUGAGGCUCAUUGGACCACUAUGGAACCUCCCUGGAGGACUGAGGGAUUACACCGAUAAGGUCACAUGGGAAUAUAAAAGAAAGUACUACAGUUUCACGUUGAAAAUCACAUUCUAUUGUCUAAAGAAAGGGUGUUUUUACGAUCAUUAUGGUAUCAGAAUCAGUAUUGGGUCUAGUCCUUAGUAUCGAAAUUUGAAAUUUUAGUAUGAUGACAACACUAAUUUGCCUUCUUUGGGCUAAAAUAUAAGUCCUCAAGCAAAACUAUUUCACUGUAAUACACACAGAACAUAAACACAAUCGAAAAUGUAUUAUUCAAGUUGUGCUAAAAUGCGAAAUACAUUUUAGCACAACCUGAAUAUAUGUGAGUUUACACUUUACUUAAUUUUACAUGAGUUAUUUUGUAUUAUUUAGAUACUGUUUGCUUAUUUAUGCUUUAAAAUACUACUUUCUUAUGCUUUACUCUGCACUGUGAGAAAAAAUGAACUACCUAAACUGUAUAUUUAUAGAUUUAUAGACAUAAUGGUGUUUUUAUGUUUUGUAGCACUAGAUUUGUUUUGGCAUUAAACUUCGCAAUACUAAAGGAAAAGUAUCAAGUAUUAAUGCACAUAUUUUUGUAUCUGUGUAAAAUCCUGUAUAAAUGUAUUAGCCUAUUUAUUGCUAAAAUAAUGUCACAAUGUGUUUAAAUUGUACAGAAAAUAUUAUUGUCUGCUCUAUUUUAAAAUCCUCAUCAAAUAUUAUGGUCAAUCUUGUAUAUACAUUUUUAUGUUCAUAGUUUUUUAUAAUGAGUGCUACAUUUUUACAGUGUUUUAUAUAUUUGUGUCAAAAAUAUUUGGCACGUAUAUGUACUACUAUAUGUAAUGACAAUCAGAAAUGCUUAAAGGUGUACUGUGUAACUUUUCCGGUGGUUUGUAAACUACUUGCUUGUCUCCAUGGAGAUGUUAUUGCUUUGAUUUCAGUGUUCCACAGUAUGGUAUUCAACAUAUCUAUCUCCACGGUGACACCACCAGGCCAAGUUACAGGUGAGAUCUGUGAAGAGGUGACCCCUAAAAGUAAUAAAAAAUGUGUAAGAGUAAUUAAGAGAUACAAUUAAUGCCACACCGAGCAACAUUUCAGGCAAAGUAAUAACAUCUUCAUGGAGACAAGCCGCUAGUAGACCAGGAAAGUUACAUAGUGUGCCUUUAUAGCAGAACCUAUAGUAUGUUAGCAAAAAUGUUGUUUUUUUUGCCAUCAUAAAGUUCAAUCAUCACUAUUUUUAUAUCUAUAUUUUUUUAGUUUUUAUUUCAUAUACAAAAACUAUAUGGCUAAACAGUGAACAAGUUUGGCAUUUAAGCACAUAGACAAAACUCCAAAAUUUUGGUAAUAAAAUUUUGGCCGUGGCUUUUUGUCCUUAUUUGGUAUGACAUGGCAUAACUUUCUGUUUACUUUUCUCUAUAUUAGAGAUUUGUGACAUUUUCUAUGCAGCAUAAUGGUGUUUUGAUCCUGAUUGUUUGUUUUUACCUUUAAAUUAUGUUAUUGUAUUGAUUUUUUUUUUUAACUAAACAUUUGUUGUUGUUAUUAUGAUUAUUAUUAAUUGUAUUUAACCACUGUCUUCCAUGUUAUUCAUAUAUUAAAGGGGCACUAUUUUUGGUAGAUUUUUAUU